UUGGUCUUAUUAAAAAUUAUUUCUUCGUCGGCAACCACCACUGAAUACAAAUUGAUUCCAGAUUUGUUUAAGUUUGACGACUUCGACAAAUGCAUUUUUUACAGUACUGAUCUUAACCCAACUUACUGCACGGUAACAGUUGAAUUAUCGCCGGAAGAUGGUUCACAAACAAAUAUUUUAUGGAGUACUAUAGAGAAAGCGAGCUCAAACAAAAGAAACUAUCGCUACGAUUUACUAAGACACGGAAUUUGUGCCAGUUGGAAAUGUGAACAUUUCAACGAGACAAUAUCUGAGUGCUUAAGUCAAAUAUACAAAUCAAAAUAUGGACGUUUAGGACUUGGUACUCGAAUCAACCAGUUACACUGCGAAACGACGGAAUCCGGUUAUGUUAUAACCACUAAAGACUGUAUUAUUUGGACGGUUUUAGGAACUUACGUGGUCUUUGUGGUACUCGUUUCAGUAUGGUUGGCGAUUUAUGGAAAGAAAUCUGUCAAAAAUGAAGAUAGAAAAUUUUCUUCUGUGGGGAAUUUUCUCUCCGCAUUUUCACUUGUUGAUAACGUUAAUUCUAUAAUAAACAAAAACGUUAGAAAACAAGGUACUCCUAACAAUUAUUUACCUACAAUCGCAGGUAUUCGAUUUUUUGCGUCGUUUUCUGUGAUCCUAGUACACGGACUUGCUGCUGCUUUACAGAUUGCAACAGCUAACGCCCAAGCAGUUGAAAAACUAACGACUUCUUUUAUUGCUGUUAGUAUAGGCAAUUUCUCUAUAUUCGUUCAAACUUUCUUCGUUCUUUCCUUUUUCCUCAUGACAAUUAAUUUUUACAGUGACUUGAAACGUGUUCAACAUGUUACAUUCAGAUAUGUUUUACGCAAAAUCAUCAAAAGAUAUAUAAGGUUUACGUCAGGACAAAUUAUUCUUAUCGCUUUACACAGUACAUGGUUUAUACGUUUAUCUCGUGGUCCAUUUUGGGAACAAGUAAUGGGACCCGACCACCGACAAUGUAACGAAAAAUGGUGGAUUAACCUACUCUACAUCAGUAACUUUUUUUUUGAUGAUGGAGCGUGUUCGCUGCACACGUGGUAUUUGUCUGUCGAUUUUCAGUUGACACUGCUUGGUUUAUUGAUUUUAUGGUUGACACAAAAGAAUCCAAGACGUCUGUUUUUGGCUUCCAAAACAUUGCUUUUCUUACAGAUCGUGUGGACCUUCCUUUACUUAAGAUGGAACGACUUCGAAUUCAGUGCUGCAUUCACACCAGAGUUAUUGUACGAUUUUAAAUUUACGUUUAGCAAAGAGUGGCAGGCGACUUGGAUAAGUACCAUGUCCAAUUUAGCUGGACUUGCCUGGGGGUUGAUUUUCGGUUACUUGUAUUCACAUCUUCAGAACAACGCAUUUAGUACUAAAAGAGUUAACGUUUGGUGGUACGCCAUUGUAAUUAUUUGUACUUUUGGAACGAUAUUUUUUUCUGGAUUUUACAAAACUUCUGAUUAUUACUCGAAUAGUAGGUGGUUUGCUGCCAGUUAUGGCAGUAUCGAAAAGGUCGUAUGUGUUUUUGGAAUUAGUUUUUUUAUUUUUGGCACGUUGCAAGGUCUGGGUGGGUUUAUUAGAAAUGUUCUAGAAUGGGCGCCAAUGCAUACUCUGGGCAAGUUGUCGUUCGGUGCAUAUUUAAUUCAUUUUGUGUUUUUCAGCAUUGAUAACGCUUUAAAACGAUAUCCUACUUACGUCUCACCUUAUUUAAUGAUCGUGUGGACCUUCCUUUACUUAAGAUGGAACGACUUCGAAUUCAGUGCUGCAUUAACACCAGAGUUAUUGUACGAUUUUAAAUUUACGUUUAGCAAAGAGUGGCAGGCGACUUGGAUAAGUACCAUGUCCAAUUUAGCUGGACUUGCCUGGGGGUUGAUUUUCGGUUACUUGUAUUCACAUCGUCAGAACAAUACGUUUAGUACUAAAAGAGUUAACAUUUGGUGGUACGCGAUUGUAAUUAUUUCUACUUUUGGAACGAUAUUUUUUUCUGGAUUUUACAAAACUUCUGAUUAUUACUCGAAUAGUAGGUGGUUUGCUGCCAGUUAUGGCAGUAUCGAAAAGGUCGUAUGUGUUUUUGGAAUUAGUUUUUUUAUUUUUGGCACGUUGCAAGGUCUAGGUGGGUUUAUUAGAAGUGUUCUAGAAUGGGCGCCAAUGCAUACUCUGGGCAAGUUGUCGUUCGGUGGAUAUUUAAUUCAUUUUGUGUUUUUCAGCAUUGAUAACGCGUUAAAACGAUCUCCUACUUACGUCUCACCUUGUUUAAUGCAAAAAGACAUUUUAAUUAAUGAACUGAGGGAACAAAUAAGAGCUCUUAGAGAAAGUGACGGUGCUAAAAAAGGUGAUAACAACAUAGAUAAUCAGGGUGCUCCAGCCUUGGAGAAGAGAGAUAUAAAACAUCAGUCUCUCCACAAAAACGUUAAGAAGAACAAACAAAAUGAUAGUGCAAAAACUUCGAAAUCAAUCAGUUUGAAUGUAAAUAAUAAUACUGACAUGAAUUCCGUCAACGAAUCAACCAAACCAGAUGAAAGAGGGCAAAAUGAUACAAGCGUGGUCCCUAAGCAGGACGAAUGGCAAACUAGCAAACACCGGAAUUCACGUAAGAGGCAACGGGUGAUAGUAGGCGAAAGUGAAGAAAACGCAAAUGGGGUGGCAACGCUACAGACCGUUCCGAAAUUCAUCGAUCUGCACGUGUACCGACUCCAUCCAUCUACGACAGAAGCGGACGUAAUCGGCUAUUUGAAACCGAUGUUCAAAGAAGUGCUGUGUGAGACCUUACCAUCAAAACAUCCUCUACAGUAUUCGUCUUUUAAGUGGAAGAAGAAGAAUCAGCCUACUCAGAAGUAAUUUUUGCUCCAGAAGUCAUGUUAUUAAAUGUUCAAAGUCUGAAUCCUAACAAGAGCCGACUUUUGGAGGUUGAACUUUCUAAAUGCAGGAGUGUAAAAAUUCUUUGUCUGACGGAAACAUGGUCAAAUUCGGCCUCGAUAAACAGUAAUAGUAUCGAUGAAUUUAAAUUGAUCGCAAUGAAGUUCAAUUAGAAAGAGAGGUUAAUAUUUUAAUGACGAAUCUCCAAUCCUGGUUUUCCACCAACAACAUUUAUAUAAACUCUGAAAAAACACAAGUUAUAAGAUUUCGUAAUCGCCAAAACACCUGUAAGUAUAUAGAUCUCAAAUGUUCAAAU
Molecule: messenger RNA, 3196 nt
Organism: Zophobas morio
Lineage: Eukaryota; Metazoa; Arthropoda; Insecta; Coleoptera; Tenebrionidae
Exons: 15
Coding region: 805-2862 (685 amino acids)
Molecular function (GO): acyltransferase activity, transferring groups other than amino-acyl groups
Source: RefSeq, a predicted model, not a curated record